AUGGGGAGGCAGGGCAGUGACCACAAAAUCCAGAAGGGCGGCGGGAUCAUAGGGGGGACGAUGUCGACGACUAUGCCGACGACAGUUUCGAUAAUGGAGAGAACGGACAUGACGGCCAUCAUGCUCAUCAUUUGCCCCGAGGGUCCCGCUGAGGAGGCCGCAUUUUGCGCCGUAGACAAGACCUGCUCGCUAAUCCAUUUGGAUAAGUUGAAGCCGAAGUUCAGCCGGAACGGUCCGCCCGGCCACUGUACGCCACUACCUGUGGACGCCGCCGCCACGACCGAAGCCCCGCCGUCGCAGUGCGGCAGAAUGUUCUCCAACUUACUCACGCCCUCCUGGAACCGCACCGCCUGCGUUUCAGUCAUCACCGCCGACACCAGAGAAUGGUAA
Messenger RNA from Gregarina niphandrodes, 390 nucleotides. RefSeq lists its product as hypothetical. The transcript has a single exon. Lineage: Eukaryota; Apicomplexa; Conoidasida; Eugregarinorida; Gregarinidae. The record is from RefSeq and is a predicted model, not a curated record. Bases 1 to 390 code for a protein of 129 amino acids.